Messenger RNA from Talpa occidentalis (Iberian mole), 3557 nucleotides. It is a transcript of the gene ATG9B, whose product is annotated as autophagy related 9B. NCBI's taxonomy places the organism in Eukaryota, Metazoa, Chordata, Mammalia, Eulipotyphla, Talpidae. Gene Ontology annotation, biological process: autophagy of mitochondrion; protein localization to phagophore assembly site. The coding region runs from base 1 to 2772 and encodes 923 amino acids. Gene Ontology annotation, cellular component: autophagosome; phagophore assembly site. The transcript has 14 exons. The record is from RefSeq and is a predicted model, not a curated record.
AUGGUGAGGCGAAUAGGCUGGGGGGGGAGCAGGGGGCGGCUGGGGCGGUGGGGAGACCCGGGGCCUGGAUCAGUGCCCCUCCUCCCCAUGUCGCUGCCUCCUCUUCCUCCUCCUCCGGGUCGGGGGCCUGGGGGCGGGAGGGUCUCCAUCUUCUCUCUGUCCCCAGUCCCUCACAUGAGAAGCAGCCGGUCCUCAGUUCCUGCUGCAGCCCCGGGACCUUCCUGCUCAGUGGUUCAGGGUCCUGGGGCUUCUCAGCCUCGCCGCAGUGCCUUCCCCACCCCAGCAGCCCCUCCCAAGCAGGCGAGCUCCACCACAACACCCAUCUCUGCUCCCCGCUGCUGGGGUUCCCACUCCACCCCAUCCCUGGCCUCGGUGACUCCCCUUCCCUCACGCCGAUGCCCCCAGGACCCUCCUGGGCUGCGGAUAGGCCCUCUGAUCCCUGAACAGGAUUAUGAGCGGCUGGAGGACUGUGACCCUGAGGGGUCCCAAGACUCCCCCCUCCACGGGGAGGAUCAGCAGCCCCUGCUGCAUGUACCCGAAGGGCUCCGAGGCUCCUGGCACCACAUCCAGAACCUGGACAGCUUCUUCACCAAGAUCUACAGCUACCACCAGAGGAACGGCUUCACCUGCAUCCUCCUGGAGGACCUCUUCCAGCUGGGACAAUUUGUUUUCAUUGUCACCUUCACGACCUUCCUCCUGCGCUGCGUGGAUUACAACGUCCUCUUUGCCAACCAACUGAAUAACCGCACGAGUCCCGGGCUGCUCCGCAACAAGGUGACCUUGUCAGAUGCCAUCCUGUCCUCCGGCCAGUGUGCCCAGCGGAUCCAUUCCAGCCCCCUGCUGGUCUUUCUUCUCAUCCUGGCUGCUGCCUUCUGGCUGUUCCAGCUGCUUCGAUCAGUCUGCAACCUCUUCAGCUUCUGGGACAUCCAGGUGUUUUACAAGGAGGCCCUGCACAUCCCCCCGGAGGAGCUCAGCGCGGUGCCCUGGGCGGAGGUGCAGUCCCGGCUCCUGGCGCUGCAGAGGAGCGGGGGGCUGUGCGUGCAGCCGCGGCCGCUGACCGAGCUCGACGUGCACCACCGCAUCCUGCGCUACACCAACUACCAGGUGGCGCUGGCCAACAAGGGCCUGCUGCCCGCCCGCUGCGCGCUGCCCUGGGGCGGCGGCGCGGGCUUCCUCAGCCGCGGGCUGGCGCUCAACGUGGACCUGCUCCUCUUCCGCGGCCCCUUCUCGCUCUUCCGCGGCGGCUGGGAGCUGCCCGACGCCUACAAGCGCAGCGACCAGCGGGGCGCCCUGGCGGCGCGCUGGCGGCGCGCGGUGCUGCUGCUGGCCGCCGUGAACCUGGCGCUCAGCCCGCUGGUGCUGGCCUGGCAGGUGCUGCACGCCUUCUACAGCCACGCCGAGCUGCUGCGGCGCGAGCCGGGCGCGCUGGGGACGCGCCGCUGGUCCCGCCUGGCCCGCCUGCAGCUGCGCCACUUCAACGAGCUGCCGCACGAGCUGCGCGCGCGCCUGGCCCGCGCCUACCGGCCCGCGGCCGCCUUCCUGCGCGCCGCCGCGCCCCCCGCGCCGCUGCUGGCGCUGCUGGCCCGCCAGGCGGUCUUCUUCGCCGGCGCGCUGCUGGCCGCGCUGCUGGUGCUCACCGUCUACGACGAGGACGUGCUGGCCGUGGAGCACGUGCUCACCGCCAUGACCGCGCUCGGGGUCACGGCCACCGUGGCCAGGUCCUUCCUGCCCGACGAGCGGUGCCAGGGCCGGUCCCCCCAGCUGCUGCUGCAGGCGGCCUUGGCCCACAUGCACUACCUGCCCGAGGAGCCGGGCCCCGCCGGCAAGGCCAGCGCGUACCGGCAGAUGGCGCGGCUGCUGCAGUACCGAGCGGUCUCCCUCCUCGAGGAGCUGCUGUCCCCUCUGCUCACCCCACUGUUCCUGCUCUUCUGGUUUCGCCCCCGCGCCCUGGAGAUCAUUGACUUUUUCCAUCACUUUACUGUGGACGUGGCAGGGGUGGGGGACAUCUGUUCCUUUGCCCUCAUGGACGUGAAGCGCCACGGCCACCCUCAGUGGCUCUCAGCGGGACAGACAGAGGCCUCGCUGUCUCAGCGCGCGGAGGACGGAAAGACCGAGCUCUCCUUGAUGAGGUUUUCCCUGGUGCAUCCUCAAUGGCGCCCCCCAGGGCACAGCUCCAAGUUCCUGGGGCACCUGAGAGGCCGGGUUCAGCAAGACGCUGCGGCUUGGGGUGCCACUUCAGUUCGCAGCCCCCCGACCCCUGGGGUGCUCAGUGACUCCUCCUCUCCUCUGCCUGAGACCUUUCUGGCCAACCUCUUGGUGCACCCCCUCCUGCCCCAGAGGGACCUGAGCCCCACCGGCCCCUGCCCAGCUGCGGCCACAGCUAGCCUCCUGGCCUCCAUCUCCCGAAUUGCCCAGGACCCAAGCUGCGUGUCCCCAGGAGGCAGUGGGGGGCAGAAGCUGGCCCAGCUCCCAGAGCUGACUUCUGCUGAGAUGAGUCUCCACGCCAUAUACCUGCACCAGCUCCAUCAGCAGCAGCAGCAGGGAGCAUGGGGUGAGGCUUCCGCCACCUCCCUGUCCCGGCGCUGGUCCAGCCCCUCACAGACACUGUCGCCUGAUGAGGAGAAGCCAUCCUGGUCCAGUGAUGGCUCCAGUCCUGUCUCUAGCCCCAGACAGCAGUGGAGAGCCCAGCGGGACCAGACUUUGUUCCCUGGAGGGUUUCAGGAAACCACAGAUGCCCAGAAGGAGCCUGGCCAGGCCCCUAGCACUGACUGAGUGGCCUUCUGGGGUCUCUCCAGCUUCUCCAGCACCGGGAGAUGUGACAAGGUGGAGUGGAAGAACACGCCGAGCCCUCUUUAGAGAUCCCCCAGGGACCCUGGUCCCCUGUAUACCUAGUUGGGCAGGAGUUGGGGGUCAGUGACAAACUCGCCCCAGAGCGCAGAGAAAGGGGAGAGGAGGAGAUGCCAAAGGCAUCUGGAAACAACUUUUACACGUGAUCCACACACAAGGCCUAAGGGAACCCCGGCCCAACGAGCUGUCCAGACUGGAUCCUGAGGCCAAGCUAAUGUCCGCAAACAAUGAGGAAUGGGACCUGAGUGGGUUCUUGAGGCCUUCAAGUUCCCAGGGGACUUGCGGAGGGUAACUGGUGGGGACUGGUGAGUGCAAACCUCCAGCGAGGGCUGUUUUUCGGAGUUGGGCAUUGGUCUGAUAUCUUACGAGGGCUGGGUUCCUCAUCCUGUCUGAACCCGGCAGCAGAGGUUGCCUGGUUGCCUGGCCGCGCUGCACAGCCUGGGACCUUGGUGUCUGGCCUCCCCGCUCCUGCUUCUCAAUUACGAGCAGGAGGGCACCACCUGGUGCCUGUCAUUGGCCAGAAACCUCAUUUGUGAAAUCAGAGUCAGCCUGCAGCGGGGCCUCCCUGCCAAAGAACUCCACCCUCACUCCACACCAGCAAGAAGAGGAAGCUGUCGUUCUGUCAUUUUAAUCUACCCGGCUGGGCUAGGUAUCUUCAUAGCGCUAAGAAUAUCUGCUCCAGUCUCUUAUCUUCAAUAAUAAAUAUUUGA